Messenger RNA from Papilio polytes (common Mormon), 2149 nucleotides. It is a transcript of the gene mnd, whose product is annotated as large neutral amino acids transporter small subunit 1. The coding region runs from base 493 to 1977 and encodes 494 amino acids. Gene Ontology annotation, molecular function: L-amino acid transmembrane transporter activity. Gene Ontology annotation, biological process: amino acid transmembrane transport. Lineage: Eukaryota; Metazoa; Arthropoda; Insecta; Lepidoptera; Papilionidae. The record is from RefSeq and is a predicted model, not a curated record. Gene Ontology annotation, cellular component: membrane. The transcript is spliced from 5 exons.
GUGAAUUGUAAAGUGGGGUCGCGUCACGUUGAACGUGUCUACAACGUGCUCUGUAUCAACCAAGUUUCGAUGGUAUCCCAAUAUUUUUCGCAUUUAUUUUUCGUAUAGUAUUUAAUUCUAAUCGGAUUUUUUUUUAAUUUAUUGUACAUUAGUAAUUAAAUUGAAACAUAUGUUUGAAUAUUUUAACCUGAUAUAGUCAAGUUAUGUGGUAUUCAUAGUGCGUUUAAGUUGCGUGUUAUCGGCAAAAGUGUGGCGGUUAACAAUUAUUAGACAUUAUCAGUAUUCUAUGGUUAUUUUAUGUUGGUCCACAUCGCACGUGGUAUUUUCAGUGGCAUACUGAGAGAUAUGAUGCAAUGUCCGCAUAGCGGAGGCUCAGAAUUUCGUCUAUUGAAUAAUAUGACAGACAUUGUAUUUUCCAGUUAAAGAUAUAAAUUAUUUAUCGAAUUUUAAGUAUAAAAUUAUUAAUUUAUUAAAUUAAAAUAAUCAAUAAAAAUGGCAAAAGUAUCAGAUAGCGAGGGUUUGCAACCAAAAGAUGUUGAUGUCGGGGAAGUAAAUGAUGAAAAAGGCUCGAGUGAGCGAGUUCGUUUGAAGAAGGAGUUAAGUUUAUUGAAUGGGGUAGCUAUUAUAGUGGGGGUGAUAGUAGGCUCUGGUAUCUUCGUGUCUCCAAGCCUGGCGCUCAAGAAUGCCGGUUCCAAGGGUAUGGCUCUCAUAGUCUGGGUGCUGUCGGGGUUCAUAUCAAUGAUCGGUGCUCUGUGCUACGCCGAACUAGGUACAAUGAUUCCUAAAUCUGGUGGAGAUUACGCGUACAUAGGGGAAGCUUUUGGACCAUUACCCGCCUUCUUGUACCUCUGGGUAGCGCUGUUCAUCUUGGUGCCUACGGGCAACGCUAUCACGGCAUUGACUUUCGCGAAGAAUAUUCUACAGCCUCUGUGGCCUGCUUGCCAACCCCCCACAGAUGCUGUCAGUUUAAUAGCCGCUGUUGUCACUUGUUUCCUAACAGCAAUCAACUGUUACAACGUGAAAUGGGUGACCAGGGUACAAGACUCAUUUACAGCUGCAAAGAUCCUCGCACUACUCGUCACAUUCUUCGCCAGUCUCUGGUAUUUAUUCUCUGGCCAUACUGAAAACCUCGAAAACAUGAUGGAAGGCACGAAAACUGCACCAGGGGACAUUGCUAUCGCGUUCUACUCUGGUCUUUUCUCAUAUUCCGGCUGGAAUUAUUUAAAUUUCGUCACUGAAGAACUCAAGGAACCUUACAAAAAUUUACCACGAGCGAUAUGUAUAUCAAUGCCAGUGGUGACAAUUGUUUACGCGCUCACCAACGUUGCGUACUUCGCUGUGCUCACCAACGCAGAGAUACACGCGUCCGAAGCAGUGGCGGUCACAUUUAGCGAGAAAAUCCUCGGCGUGGUAUCCUGGAUAAUGCCACUGUUCGUCGCUCUCUGCACUUUCGGUUCUCUAAACGGAGCUAUCUACGCCUCCUCGCGACUAUUCUUCGUUGGUGCUCGGAAUGGUCAUCUACCAUUAGUUAUAUCCCUUAUAGAUGUUAGGAGGCUGACCCCAGUGCCGUCGUUAAUAUUUAUGUGUUUGGUUACAUUAGUGCUUCUAAUGUACAACGACGUGGAGUCGCUGAUGAUCUACGUGACCGCGGUGGAGGCCAUCUUCAUCCUGUGCUCUGUUGCUGGCCUGCUCUGGAUGCGGUACACGCAUCCGAAGCUGCACCGACCCAUUCGAGUCAGUCUACUCUUCCCCAUGAUCUUCCUUGUCGUCUGCACCUUCCUCGUCGUCUUCUCAUGCUUUAAAAACCCAAUGGAAGUCGGAAUUGGUGUCGCGUUCAUCGCUCUCGGAGUACCUUUCUUCUACGUGUUUGUGGUUCGAAAAGAUAAACUGACGUGGUUGCAGUCGGCUUGUGAUUCUUUUAAUCUAACAUGUUCGAAGGCGUUCCUCUGCCUUCCAGAAAAUUCUAAGGAGUUAUGAUCGUGAUAGUGAUCUGAAGUGUUAUUUGCGCUCUGUUUUAGAGUGAUAUUUUUGAUCUGCCUUGCAUAAUGUUAGUGGUCGAUAUUGAUUCCUAUUCAUUUUUAGGUUAAGUUUAUUAUUGACUUAGAUUAUGGAAAUUGUAAUAAAUUUCGUAUCUGAACAUUCCUAAUAA